Lactuca virosa is the source of this 1283-nucleotide messenger RNA. The record is from the annotation of a GenBank genome assembly. Lineage: Eukaryota; Viridiplantae; Streptophyta; Magnoliopsida; Asterales; Asteraceae.
AUGCCGGGGGAAAUGGUGGACGAAUGCGAUGGCAGGGGAAGAAGUUGGAGGCGACUACGACUGUUGGGCAAGUUGGAGGCGGCGAUGGUAGUGGAUCAAGAUGGAGGCAACGACAAGAGAUGGUGGUUGCGGGCGGCGAUGGUUGAACAUGAGAAUUGUAUCCAGAUGGUAGUGGACAAGUAUAUAGAACAAGGGUGGUCGAUAAUUAAUUGGAGAAAAUUCCGGCGACGAUUCCAUCGGGGAAACCGGAACAAAUCAACAAUGUAUCUGCAGCUAAGCCAAGCUCCCACCGGAGCUACCACCGCUUUAUCCACACAAACACUUCAUCCCCCAAAGUUUACCCAUCCCGUUCAUCCCCUUUUCUCCAAUCGCCGCCCUAAAUUCUUAUCUACCACCACUUCCACAUCGUUCUCCAACCACAGAACUGUAAUCGUCAAUGCCGACAUCACCAACAAAUCGAAGCCCACCACUUCGUUCACUGAUUCUGAAGACCAACCCAUCUCCGUCGUUGGCCAAGAAAACGUUCCUCUCGAGGGCGUCAUUCAAUUUGAAAAACCCGAUACCAGUGCCCGUUUCAGGAAAUGGGGUCAUGUGGCUUUGCUUUCUGGUGGAGAUGUACUCGCCAUCCUUUUGUUCUCCGCAAUAGGAAGGCUUAGUCAUGGUUUCCCUGUUUUCGAUAGCGAAACUUUGCGAACUGCUGACCCUUUUAUGGCUGGGUGGUUUUUAAGCGCUUAUUUUCUUGGGGGAUAUGGAGAUGAUGGCCGAGGGGUGAAUGGUAAGAGCAAUGCCAUUACUGCUGCUGUCAAGUCUUGGGCUUUGGGUGUUCCUUUGGGAAUAUUAAUAAGGGCCACAAGUAUAGGGCACAUCCCUCCAGCAAGAUUCAUUGCAGUUACAUUGGGUAGUACUGCUGUGUUACUUAUAGGGUGGAGAGCAGUAAUAUCAAGUAUCUUAGCUGAUGAUAAGAGCAAGAAGAAUGAUGUCUACAAGCGUGGCAAUCCAUUUGAGCUAUUUGAGUUGCUGACGUCAUUGGUACGAAGAUGGUGAUACAUGUAGUUAUCCUAUUCAAAUUCACAUUGUAAUUAUUGGAAAAUCUAAGGCAACAGUUUUACAAAAAUACUUUUCACAAGUAAUUUGUUUUCGUUCCUUUUCCUUGCCUUAAAACUACAAUUAAUUCUUACAAUGGAAGUCGAUGAGAGGUCCAUUUAAUGAGUAUAGAUAUUGUGUGUUAGUUGCCCUACAAAAAGGGUCUGGCAAAAGUGGGUUUUUCUGUUUGUAUGAGAUCC